Colletotrichum phormii is the source of this 1728-nucleotide messenger RNA. Its product is annotated as heterokaryon incompatibility protein-domain-containing protein. Bases 1 to 1728 code for a protein of 575 amino acids. The record is from RefSeq and is a predicted model, not a curated record. The transcript has a single exon. NCBI's taxonomy places the organism in Eukaryota, Fungi, Ascomycota, Sordariomycetes, Glomerellales, Glomerellaceae.
AUGUGGCUUCUCAAUACCAAGACUCUCACACUUGAGAGCUUCACGGAUCCAUCAGAGGUUGAGUACGCUAUACUCUCGCACACAUGGGACAGCGAUGAGGUCUCUUUCCGGGAAAUGUCCCCCGUCGCUGUGGCGACGACGACCAAGAGCAAGGCGGGCUUUGACAAGGUCGCAAAGACCUGUGAGGUUGCACGAGAGAAGGGCCUGGGAUACGCGUGGGUCGACACCUGCUGCAUCGACAAGUCCAGCAGCGCCGAGCUCAGCGAGGCCAUCAACUCCAUGUUCAGGUGGUACCAGGAGGCGAAAGUCUGUUUGGUGUUCCUCUCAGAUCUCCGCCCGGACGUUGGCGGCACUGGGCCUGGGGUCUAUGAGAUAGCCGACCUGUCUAGGUGUAAGUGGUUCAGUCGCGGCUGGACUUUACAGGAGCUCAUCGCGCCAGCCGUUGCAGAGUUUUACGAUGCCGGUUGGACGUUACGGUUAUCCAAGGAUGAGUGGUCGGGGUGCCUGUCUACAAUAACCAACAUCGAUGUCGAUAUCUUGACAUUCGACAAGGAGCUUUCAGCUGUUCCUGUCGCCGUCAGGAUGUCCUGGGCAGCACACCGCCGAACGAUCCGUGUCGAGGAUCGAGCCUACUCCCUCCUCGGGCUCUUCGACAUCCACAUGCCCAUGAUCUACGGCGAGGGUGCCAAAGCCUUUCAGCGACUUCAGGAAGAGAUUGCCAAGGAGACGGAUGACAUGGCGCGUUUCGCCUGGGUAGCAGUCGAUGAAGAACAGCGGUAUAGAGGCAUGUUUGCCCAGGAACUCGCCGAGUUCACACUCUGCGGUAACUACACGCGAUUCAACCGACUCAAAUCGGACCGGAGCGAAUUCUCCAUCACCAACAAAGGGGUCCGCUUUACCGAGCUCUUGGGCAUGGACACGGAGACAAGCGCCGCUUGGGCGCUCCCUUUUCGAACACUAGGCAACUGCCAAAUCUGCCACUAUCCGCAUCGCAUCCGCAUCGGCCUCUUCUUCACCGCCGAGGGCUGGGUCCGCGCGACGCCGGGCCGCUGCCGGUACAAGAGUGAGGGGCCGCGAGCCGGCAUGAUUGACGUGUGCGUCAGGAAGACGGUCACAGCCUCAGAGAGCCGAAGGCUCGAGCAGCGACCGGGCCACUUCUUCAAGCUGGAGUGGCCUCCGGGGGAUCCCUUCAACAGAUAUGGCAAGCUUCUCUGGGCUGAGCGCAGCUUCCUCUGGGAUCCCGUUCAUAGGGGAUUCGUGGGGGAGGCCCAGGCUGAAGAUUUCAUGGGCAUCAUCAAAGUGUCCUUGCGCGCGUUGCCGGCCGAUAGCUUAGUCUCUCUAUUUCUGUACAAAGCCAAAGACCGAUCCCCCGAGGUCCAGCUGUUCCUAUUCCCGGAAUGGCCUUGGGAGCUGAAGGAGGGCCCCGUCCAUUACCCCGAGUUUACAUUUUCCCCAGAAACGCAAAUGGAGUUGUACAAGCGUUCUCUACUGUAUUAUCCCCCUAGUAAUUUGGAGUCUGCUCGGGCUACUUACAGUGAUGCCCAAUUCUCCUUUGAUAUGACCUUUACGGCAGAAGUGGACGAGGAAAUGCGCCUUAUAGUAUCUUGUAAAUAUUCCAAGGAGCCUCUCAAAGCACAGGAGCACGAAGGUCUUUUGUUACUAGCUGACAAGUCCACGCAGAGGGGUUCUAGUGAGCCCGAGAGUUUACCCAUGCGAGGUUUGGAAUAG